This is a messenger RNA of Vombatus ursinus (common wombat), 1588 nucleotides long. It is a transcript of the gene BTBD2, whose product is annotated as BTB domain containing 2. The record is from RefSeq and is a predicted model, not a curated record. NCBI's taxonomy places the organism in Eukaryota, Metazoa, Chordata, Mammalia, Diprotodontia, Vombatidae. Bases 9 to 1586 code for a protein of 525 amino acids. Gene Ontology annotation, molecular function: protein binding. Gene Ontology annotation, biological process: neurogenesis. The transcript has 8 exons. Gene Ontology annotation, cellular component: cytosol; P-body.
CAACCAAGAUGGCGGCCGGUGGGAGCGGCGGCGGCCUGUCGUCCUGCCCGCCAGGGGUAGGGAACGGCUGCAGCAACAGCAACGGCAGCGGCGGCGGCGGGCCCGGGACGGGCCUGAGCUACAAUAACUGUGCCGUGGCGGCGGCCGCGGCCUCGGCCCCCGGUAACUCGGCGGCCGCUUCCGCUUCCUCCGCCUCCGCGGCCUCCGCGGCCUCCUCCGCCUCCGCCGGGCCUGGGGCCGCCUCCGCCCAGGCCGCGGGGAGCGGCGGCGGCGGGGCAGGCUCGGCCGUGGCGGCGGCGGCCCCGGGCCCGGUCCCCGCUCCGGCCCCGCCCGGGGCCGUGGGGGCGGCGGCGGCGGCGGGACUGGUGCUGCACCGCGAGCCCGUCUACAACUGGCAGGCGACGAAGCCCACGGUGAAGGAGCGCUUCGCCUUCCUCUUCAACAACGAGGUGCUCAGCGACGUGCACUUCCUGGUGGGCAAAGGCAUGAGCUCGCAGCGCAUCCCCGCGCACAGGUUUGUGUUGGCUGUGGGCAGCGCUGUCUUCGAUGCAAUGUUUAAUGGUGGAAUGGCCACAACUUCUACGGAAAUUGAACUGCCAGAUGUGGAACCUGCUGCUUUCUUAGCUUUACUCAAAUUUCUUUAUUCUGAUGAAGUUCAGAUUGGGCCAGAGACUGUUAUGACCACACUUUAUACAGCUAAAAAGUAUGCUGUUCCUGCUCUUGAGGCACACUGUGUGGAAUUUCUAAAGAAAAAUCUCCGAGCUGAUAAUGCUUUCAUGCUUCUGACACAGGCAAGACUGUUUGAUGAACCCCAACUGGCCAGCCUGUGCUUGGAGAAUAUAGAUAAAAACACAUCAGAUGCUAUUAAUGCAGAGGGUUUCACAGACAUUGAUUUAGACACACUUGUUGCCGUGUUGGAGCGGGACACCCUGGGCAUCCGAGAGGUUCGCUUAUUUAACGCCGUGGUCCGCUGGUCAGAAGCAGAGUGUCAGCGGCAGCAGCUUCCAGUGACUCCAGAAAACAAACGGAAAGUGCUGGGCAAAGCCCUUUCUCUCAUUCGUUUCCCACUGAUGACAAUUGAAGAAUUUGCUGCAGGGCCUGCUCAGUCGGGCAUCCUCACUGACCGGGAGGUGGUCAGUCUGUUUCUCCACUUUACCGUGAACCCAAAGCCUCGAGUGGAGUUCAUUGACAGACCUCGCUGCUGCCUUCGAGGGAAGGAGUGUAGUAUCAACCGCUUUCAGCAGGUGGAGAGCCGCUGGGGCUACAGCGGGACUAGUGACCGAAUCAGGUUCUCAGUUAACAAGAGGAUAUUUGUGGUUGGGUUUGGAUUAUAUGGAUCAAUACAUGGACCAACGGAUUAUCAAGUCAACAUACAGAUCAUCCACACUGAUAGUAACACAGUCCUGGGUCAGAAUGACACCGGCUUCAGCUGUGAUGGGUCCUCUAAUACAUUCCGGGUCAUGUUUAAAGAGCCUGUGGAGAUCUUGCCCAAUGUGAACUACACGGCGUGUGCGACACUGAAGGUACAGUGCUUCUGGGGAAGGGGCCCCAGGCCACACUCCUGUCUGGGGGGUUUUAGCAUUUGACC